Erinaceus europaeus (western European hedgehog) is the source of this 6977-nucleotide messenger RNA. It is a transcript of the gene FOXP1, whose product is annotated as forkhead box P1. Gene Ontology annotation, biological process: regulation of transcription by RNA polymerase II. The coding region runs from base 374 to 2500 and encodes 708 amino acids. The transcript has 20 exons. Gene Ontology annotation, molecular function: RNA polymerase II cis-regulatory region sequence-specific DNA binding; DNA-binding transcription repressor activity, RNA polymerase II-specific. Gene Ontology annotation, cellular component: nucleus. NCBI's taxonomy places the organism in Eukaryota, Metazoa, Chordata, Mammalia, Eulipotyphla, Erinaceidae. The record is from RefSeq and is a predicted model, not a curated record.
CACACUGCCGCCAGCCUGGGAGCCCUGAGAGCCCUAAGGCUUCUGAGCGCUGGCCAGUAGUUUCUCCUUUACAAACUCAACUUUCUUCCCUUGUGUGAAAUUUGCGUCUCUGGCCCCAAAGCUUUCUUUACUCACCAUGAACGGGGCAAGAAGUGACCUUUUGAGGUGACUAUAACUGAAGAUUGCUUUACAGAAGCCAAAAUAAAGGUGGGGAGUUUGACCCAGGAUUCACCUCCCCAGGCUGACUUUUCAGAUAAGAGACAAAGAAGGGGAGACAGCAUAGCACCAAAGCUUCCUCCCGUACAGUGGGAGCUGGGUUAGAACCUGGAUCACAUGCAAGGCAAAGCAGGCACAUUAGCCAGGUUCUUGAGUCAUGAUGCAAGAAUCUGGGACUGAGACAAAAAGUAACGGUUCAGCCAUCCAGAAUGGGUCAAGCAGCAGUAACCACUUACUAGAGUGUGGCAGUCUCCGGGAAGGACGAUCCAACGGGGAGACACCAGCAGUGGACGUAGGCUCGGCAGAGCUGGCCCAUGUGCAGCAGCAACAGCAGCAGGCACUUCAAGUGGCAAGACAGCUCCUUCUUCAACAGCAGCAGCAGCAGCAACAGCAACAGCAACAGCAGCAGCAGCAGCAGCAGCAGCAGCAGCAAGUUAGUGGAUUAAAAUCCCCCAAGAGGAAUGACAAACAACCAGCCCUUCAGGUUCCCGUGUCAGUGGCUAUGAUGACACCUCAAGUUAUCACUCCCCAGCAAAUGCAGCAGAUCCUCCAGCAACAAGUGUUGAGCCCUCAGCAGCUCCAGGUUCUCCUCCAGCAACAGCAAGCCCUCAUGCUUCAACAGCAGCAGCUUCAAGAGUUUUAUAAAAAACAACAGGAACAGUUGCAGCUUCAACUUUUACAACAACAACAUGCUGGAAAACAGCCUAAAGAGCAACAGCAAGUGGCUACCCAGCAGUUGGCUUUUCAGCAGCAGCUUUUACAGAUGCAGCAACUACAACAGCAGCACCUCCUGUCUCUGCAGCGUCAAGGCCUGCUAACCAUUCAGCCCGGGCAGCCUGCCCUUCCCCUUCAGCCUCUUGCUCAAGGCAUGAUUCCAACAGAACUGCAGCAGCUCUGGAAAGAAGUGACAAGCGCUCAUACUGCAGAAGAAACCACAGGCAACAAUCACAGCAGUUUGGAUUUGACCACGACAUGUGUGUCAUCCUCUGCACCUUCCAAGACCUCCUUAAUAAUGAACCCACAUGCCUCUACCAAUGGACAGCUCUCAGUCCACACUCCCAAAAGGGAAAGGCAGAGCGGGAGGCCAUACACUGAAAAAUGCCGACUGGUGCACUUAAGUUUAUCCCACGAGGAGCACUCCCACAGCCAUCCUCUCUAUGGACAUGGUGUAUGUAAGUGGCCUGGCUGUGAAGCAGUGUGUGAAGAUUUCCCAUCAUUUCUAAAACAUCUCAACAGUGAGCAUGCGCUGGACGAUAGAAGUACAGCUCAAUGUAGAGUACAAAUGCAGGUUGUACAGCAGUUAGAGCUACAGCUUGCAAAAGACAAGGAACGCCUGCAAGCCAUGAUGACCCACCUGCAUGUGAAGUCUACAGAGCCCAAAGCCGCCCCUCAGCCUCUGAACCUGGUUUCAAGUGUCACACUCUCCAAGUCCGCAUCAGAGGCUUCUCCACAGAGUUUACCUCAUACUCCAACAACCCCAACAGCCCCCAUCACUCCUGUCACCCAAGGCCCCUCUGUUAUCACCACCACCAGCAUGCACACGGUGGGACCUAUCCGCAGGCGGUACUCAGACAAAUACAACGUGCCCAUCUCUUCAGCAGAUAUUGCGCAGAACCAAGAAUUUUAUAAGAAUGCUGAAGUUAGACCACCAUUUACAUAUGCAUCUUUAAUUAGGCAGGCUAUUCUUGAAUCUCCAGAAAAGCAGCUAACACUAAAUGAAAUCUACAACUGGUUCACACGAAUGUUUGCUUACUUCCGACGCAAUGCAGCCACGUGGAAGAAUGCAGUGCGUCAUAAUCUUAGUCUUCACAAGUGUUUUGUGCGAGUAGAAAACGUUAAAGGGGCAGUAUGGACAGUGGAUGAAGUAGAAUUCCAAAAACGAAGGCCACAAAAGAUCAGUGGUAACCCUUCCCUUAUUAAAAACAUGCAGAGCAGCCACGCCUACUGCACACCUCUCAAUGCAGCUUUACAGGCUUCAAUGGCUGAGAAUAGUAUACCUCUAUACACUACCGCUUCCAUGGGAAACCCCACUCUGGGCAACCUAGCCAGCGCAAUAAGGGAAGAGCUGAACGGGACAAUGGAGCAUACCAACAGCAACGAGAGUGACAGCAGUCCAGGCAGAUCCCCCAUGCAAGCCGUGCAUCCUGUACACGUCAAAGAAGAACCCUUGGAUCCGGAGGAAGCUGAAGGGCCUCUCUCCUUAGUGACGACAGCCAACCACAGUCCGGAUUUUGACCACGACAGAGAUUAUGAAGAUGAACCAGUAAACGAGGACAUGGAGUGAAUGUCUGAGGCUGGCCGACUCCACAGAAGAAGAUUUGGGGAGGGGGGGAAACAUGUCAAAAGUUAACAGUGAAAUUGUUCUCCAUUUGUUGUACAGUCUGGAGGAUUUUCACUACAUUUUGACAACUCUGAAAUGUGUUAACUCUUAGUGCCAUCAAGAAUCCCAUUUGGGAGUAUUUUUGAUUUUUCUACUUUUUGUUGAAAAAAAAAAAGGAAUUUGUACUCUGUGCAUUGGAUGGACUUGUUUGGUACUUGGGAUUUUCCUCUCUUUAACAGUCAACAUCAGUGUUGUAAAUUUGCUAAACUGAUUCACUUUUAGCAGCAGACUUUGAACUGCAGUCCUGCCAACGUUGGACACUUGAGGACACCCAACUGAGCAUGUGCACCUAAGCUGCAGACCUAGCCUCUGCCCAGAAUCUAAGGAUCCCAAUGGACGACCUAUUUGCACAGUACUGCAUGUUGGUUAUCACUGCCUUUACUCCAUUUUUUUUUUUUGCUUCCAGUUGGGAUGGGGAAAGCCUUUGUUGUGUGUACUGGGGGGAGGGGUUAAAAUAAUUAUCCCAAACUUUUUAAUGUAUUGCUUUUUUUUUUUUUCUUCUACUAUACCAUUUUAAGUUCUGACCUCAGGCCUCCAUUUGGGCCCAUGGCCUCUUGGAGGCUUAAAGUUUUCUGUACCUUGUGAUGAAUGUUAAUAGGUGUUUUUAUUAUACAAAGCUGAAUGUCAUUUCUUGUUUGUAGUUUUCUGUCACUCAUUCCAUUUUCCUUCAGCUAUCACCAUGUUUUCUCUGAAGUCAGAAAACAUUCCGUUUUGGUCUUUUUUUUUUUUUUUUUUUUUUUUUUCAAAAAAGGUCCCAAAUGCUGCACUCAACAUAUGAAGGUCCUCUCACACAGAUGUGAAGUCCUGCCAGAAAGAGAAUGAAUGACAGAAAAAAAAAAAAAGACUCUAGACAAUGCCAAUUCAUUCCACAAAGCAGUAUUGGAGGUGCGAAGAGGGGUUAUUUCAGAUUUCCCGCCGCAGUUACCAUUAUUCUUAAUAAGUACCACAGCAUUUGACCGGCACAUAGGUAGCACCCCCUUUUCAAAAAAAAAAAAAGUGUGUGGCCAGUUGCCACAGAGUCUGUUGUUUAAACAAGCCUGGGCUGCUUCCUUUCCAAAAUGGCCCCAAGCCUGGCCUUUACAGAAAGUCGUGGUAGUGCUGGAUUUAAACAUCAGCUCAGACCUGCUUGAUGGAAUUAAUCUGUUUGAAUGCAAAUUACACUUCAGAAGGAACCUGUUAUGGAAGUUAAGGAGGACCGAAUUCAGCAAAUGCUAAAGUGUUCAUUUCCAGCGUGCAAAUUUGGUACUGCGUUUAAGUCUGUUAUGUAAUAUUGUCACACCAACCCAGUGUCGAAAACUAACAGUAGAAGGCAUCAAGUAGAUCAGUCAGGUUUUUGAGAGGGUUGGGGGGAGGGACGAAUAUGAUGCAGAAUAUGAUGGUCAUGGGUCAGUGUAACCCCAGUCCUUAGAACCCCUCAACACUUCCACUCUUUGCCCUUUUUCCUGUCAUUUAUUUAUCUAGGACCAUAGUUUUUCUUUGGUUUUAAAGAGCCCUUUGGAGCUUAUUUAUAUUCUUUGGACCUUUUUUUUCCCUAAAAUUACCAAAGAUAUUACACAAAGGUAAAUUAUGUUCUCUGUUUUAUGCUUUAUCUGAUGAAGCCAAAUAUCCUCUUAUUGUUGAUCAAAGGAGGCAAAAGAAUUUAGAGGCAAUUGAUGAGAUAGAGGCUGAUGGUAACCUGAGAGAGUUACUCCUUCAUCAUAGAGUAAAUUUAGAAUCUAGAAGACCAGGAAGGUAAAUGGAACCAAAGUUGUUACUUUCUUUUUUUUUUCCCUCCAGUUUCUUUUUUUUUUUUUCCCUUUUUCUUUUUCUGUACCUUUACGGAGACCAAAACUGAUUCUUGUCAAGAGAAAUGAUGGAACUACUGCAGAUAAAAUAUAUAUAUAUAUAUAUAUAUAUAUAUAUAUGACACAGUAAUCAAGGAGCAAAAGGAAAGAAGUUCCAUCUCAAAGAAAAAAAAAUGAAUGUAUGCCAUUGAAAACAAGGGUGUCCAAUAAAGGAGACAGUCUGAUAAAAUUUAGAACAGAAAAGUUUCCACAGUUGAACUAGACCACAUAUUAUUUGUAGAAUGCAUUUUUUUAAAAAGAAAGAUGGUAUGCCACUUUGGUUUAAGGACUGUGCUGUGAUCACUGCAUUCGUUUUUAUUUAUCUUGGCAUAGAUCCUCUAAGAUUGUUUUUGUUUUGAAAUUUUUUUCCCUUUAUUCUCAGUAGGCUUUGGUCAGCAUUUUUCUUUUAAAAAAGUAGCACUCCCAUCCACUCAUACGCUUGGUACAAAAACUUCUUUGGUAGUUACUUUUGAAGUUUCACUCUUUUCUGUAUAAAGGGCAGUCUGUGGUCACUCGAGACUUUUUUUUUUUUUAACUUUUCCAGGCAGCUUCAUGAUGUGCAGGCAGUAGCCAGACAGGGUCAUGGGAAGGAGGCCCUAUGCUUCUAAACUGAGUGGUUGCUGGUUAGUUUGGUAUUCAAAAGAGGAUAAAAAUCUGGUAGAUUAGUUCAUUCUCAGCAUGUGUAGCUAGACAUGAGUAAAGAUAACAGCAUGAGAAACUGUUAGUACGCAUACCUCAGUUCAAACCUUUAGGGAAUGAUUAAAAUUAAAAAAAAAUACAUUUCACUCAGUUGCACUUAGUCGUAUGUCUUGCAUGCUUAGUCUAAAGACUGUAGCAAAAGGAAAAAAUUAGAUUUUACAUAUCUUUGCAGGUAUCACAGCCUUGCAGAAGAACCAACUAAAAAAAAAAUUUCUCAGGCUUUACAGCAAGCAAACUUCACUAUGAUUUUUACAAUUCUGAUUCUGUAUCCCUUGGGGGUGUUCCAGUCACUUCUUUAAGAUGGGGUUUAUUAUGUUGUACAUAUAUCCCAAUGUGUCUGUGUGAAUCUGUCUUUUUUGGGGGAGGGCAGAGGGCGAUUCUUUUUUUAGAUACUGUUCCUAAAAAGGAAUAAAUGCAUACACCUGUUUGUCAAAACACCUUUGCUUUUUUGUGCAACUGCUUUAUAUUAAUAAUACUAAGAAACAUAGCUUUGGGGGAAAAAAAAACUACUGUAUGUAAUAGACGCAGAAUAUGCUGCACAUGUAUUUUACUUAGUUAUCCUUGCUUUAAGAAUAUUGGAUGACAUUUCCUGACAUGUGGGAGGGAGAAACUCCCUAACUUUUUAUUUUAUUUUUGGCUUUUAAAUUGUAACAUAGUUAGAAGAUUUUUUUUUCUUGUUCUCAUUGAUCAGAGCAUUUUGUACAGGUUUUGCGUGUGCGUGGGGGUGUGCGUGUGUUAAUCUGUUUUUGAUACAUCCCUAUCCUUUUGUGUUUAUCCUACCACUGCCUUCCUGGCUAUCUAAAACAGUUCUUACAUUUGAAAAGAGAAAAAAAAAAAGUGUUUUUAAAACAAUUUUUUUCCUGCUGCAGUAAAUAUUUUGCAUGAUGAAAUCCCAGGGUCACACUUCCCAAGUUUACCAGUGAAGUAGUGAUUAAUAACAGGAGUGUCAAAGCUAUUGAACUUUUUUGUAUGAAACAGAAAACUUUACAAGGUGCCAAGAUGUAAAAACAAUUUGUUCCUUUUUUGUUUGUUUGUUUGUUUGGUUCCCAAAUAAAAAGCGUACAUUAGGGAUAUAGUCUCUUAAAUCAGGCAAAUACAGUGUCAGGAAUGAGGAUCCAUCCUGCGCAUGCCCAGAGUCUGUCACCUUACGACAAGUUGCACUGCCAGCACUGAACCAGCAGUGAAAUGAAGUAUCGUGGCUUAUGCACCUGGAGACUGACCACCAACCCCUGCCACCUUCGGACAGCUCCAUUAUUCCCAGCAUUCCAUCAGACACAGUAAAGAACACCAUGGAUCCUUACCCCAGGAUACGAUGUAAAUCACUAGCUCUUUUAUCACACGAUUAAAAAAAAAAAAGAUUUCCUCUCCUUUCCACAUCCCAGCCGAGCUUCGUUACAAAGGGCACAAGGAAGAACAUGCUUAAAAGGUUUUUGAACCUUUGUGUACCUUUUGGUUAGUAGUAAAAACUCUUUUCAUAUUUUGAAUGGUUUUGAGAGUUGAUUUCACAUUUUCAUCCUGAACAUGAGACUUAAGAAUUCUGAAGGCAUUUUGUGGGCCCUGUGUUGUUGCUGAUCUCUGCUACCUGGAAGGAAGCCUUGAUAGAGAUGGUACAGUCUGGACUGUUUUGCGUGGUGCUUUGUGGAGACGGGCUGCCAGUGACAAGAAUUUUUUUUUGUUUUUGUUUUGUUUCUAUAAGGCAUAAAAGAAACUCAUUCCUUGACAUCAACUGUAAUUCCAUCAUUCCGUGUCUGUGGAUACAGACAAUAAAAAAAAUGUUGUGUAGUCAGUACUAAUUACUGACAUUAUAGCAUUCUCAAAUGCAAUAAAAAUGCUGGUUGUUCACACUGGUAGUAAAAGUC